Molecule: messenger RNA, 699 nt
Organism: Olea europaea var. sylvestris
Lineage: Eukaryota; Viridiplantae; Streptophyta; Magnoliopsida; Lamiales; Oleaceae
Exons: 3
Coding region: 1-699 (232 amino acids)
Source: RefSeq, a predicted model, not a curated record
AUGAAACAUGCAUGUAUUAAUGAAGUAGAUGACAAGGAAGAAGAGGGUUGCUCUUCUCUAAAUUUGGAUGAUCCCGGGAAUUGGAAAAUUAUUGAUCAGAGAACAAGAGAUUACUUAGUUGAAAGGGGUCCAAAAAGAGUUGAUGACAUCUCGUUUCCGAAAGAUUUAAAAAAUGCUACCAGAGUUGGACAACUUGGUAACGAUGGAUUCAAAGAUUGGCAUAAUUUGCAUCGACUCGCCAAAAACACCUUGCCAUUUCGAGGAGAUGAUGAGAGGCUAAAUGUUGAGAACAAUGGUCUGUUUUUACAAAUGGUGAAAAUAGUUAGUGAAUUUGAUCCAAUAAUGAAAGAACACCUUCGGCGGGCUAAUGCAAAAGAGAUUCAAUACACGUAUCUUGGCAAAAAAAUUCAAAAUGAGUUGAUACAGUUGUUAGCUAAUGAGGUGAGAAAUGCAAUUGUCAAGAAAGUUAAACAUGCAAAAUAUUUUGCAGUUAUACUUGAUUGUACUCCAGAUGCAAGUCAUGAGGAGCAGAUGUCGUUAAUAGUACGAUUUGUAGAUGAUUCGGCAAACUUACCUAUAGUUGAAGAACAUUGGCCUAAAUUCUUGAAGGCAGAUGACACAACAGGACUUGGACUGACAACCGAGCUUCAAAAGGCUUUGAUCAAACUCGAUCUGAAUAUUGAUGACAUUAGAGGGUAA